AUGUUGCGUCCCGAUAUUUUACAAGCGUUGCUUCAGGUACAAAGGAGUUCGAGUUGCACUUGCUUUCUUCACAACCCCUCUCCAUCAUUAUUAUCUCCCGACAGAAAUGUCGAAACUGACAAAUAUAUUAAAUCCGGAGAAUGUGCCCAAAAUGACAUUGAUGAGCGUGAGGCGACACCAGCUUCAGCGUCUGAUAUUCAAGUUAGCAGCGAGACCUCGAAAAACUAUUCUUCAAUGCCGGAUCAGGCUGGCCGUUUUGCUAGCGACCACGAACCCCAUCCUGGCUGUCCAGACACGUUGGCGUGUCUAACUGAUACUGAGAGCCGGCCACAGCAUACACUACCUGUGAUUCUUCGUUGCGCCAUACUGGGAAGUCCGAACAGGCGCCUUACUAUUCGCGAGAUCUACGCAGCUAUGGAGGCGAAGUACCCAUAUUACAAGACUGCAGGGCCUACAUGGAAGCAAUCAGUUCGGCAUCAUCUCUCCCUCAAUCGUCUUUUUGAACGUCAGCCGCGACCUGUUACGGAUCCGGGCUUCGGUUCUUACUGGACAGUGAAUCUCACAGCGCCGCCUGGUACCAAACGACCUAGGAAACGGGGCAGGUCGGCUAAGGAUGGGGCGGACGGUGACCCUGCACCUCCGAAAAAACGAGGACGACCCCAUAAAAUGUCUUCACUUCCUCCAACGAGAGGGUCCACGCCACGACCAUCCGCUCAUGAUGGUCAAGAGGACGUAAAGGUGAACUGUGAAGGAGACGACUUCCUGUUAUCGGAGGAUGAUUGUGAGAGCGAAGAGGAGCUCAUACACCCUUACGAUAGACGGGAUUCUCUCGUCGGUCUUACAUCGUUUGUGCCUUCAAGACCUCCCCAUUCGUACAGUCUGCCACCGUUCUCUUCCAUAAAUCAACCGUCGGAGUCUCUGGCCGAACAUAUGCAGGAUAUGAAGACCGAAAAUGCUACCCUCCGCCGCCAGUCGGCAGAAGCUGUUGUAGUAUCUUUGCGACUUUCGGAACAGCUUUCUCAAGCUCAGGCUGAGGUAACGAGGUCAAGAUCGACUGUCAGGGACCUAGAAGACCUCCUUGAGGAAGAAAUUCUACGGCGUAGAAAUGCUGAACGCACGGUGGCUGAGGAAGGGAAGCGGAGGCGCAUUGCUGAGGAGGCAUUGGCUAUCGUAGUCUCUCAUUCACCUGAUCGUAAUCAACAACCCAAUUAA
Laccaria bicolor S238N-H82 is the source of this 1212-nucleotide messenger RNA. RefSeq lists its product as uncharacterized. Gene Ontology annotation, cellular component: nucleus. The transcript is spliced from 4 exons. The coding region runs from base 1 to 1212 and encodes 403 amino acids. NCBI's taxonomy places the organism in Eukaryota, Fungi, Basidiomycota, Agaricomycetes, Agaricales, Hydnangiaceae. The record is from RefSeq and is a predicted model, not a curated record. Gene Ontology annotation, biological process: regulation of transcription by RNA polymerase II. Gene Ontology annotation, molecular function: DNA-binding transcription factor activity, RNA polymerase II-specific; RNA polymerase II cis-regulatory region sequence-specific DNA binding.